AUGUCGACAACAAACAUAGUCAAGAGCGUGGAGCCGUCUUUUGGCGCGCCUUUCGACAUUGUGCUCACUCUUUCAAAGACGAAGCCGCUGAAGGAGAAUAUCAACACUGUUCCAAUUACGGUCCACAUCAGCACAGAACCGAACGCUGAUCUGGGAUGUUACGUUUAUUCCAUAGUCGACACCCGGACUCCUUCGGAAAACCCCCAGAUUUACCAGACGCUACUUAACAACGCCUCUGAAACUUUGGUCGAUCUGGGAAAACGACUCGGCCAGCUCGUUUCGAAAAAAUACCUUGUCCCAAGCUACGUCAGUCUCAGUGGCCAAGUCUCAAUGCAAGACUUCAUGGGCCUGAUCCAGGAAACGUUCGCUCUGAUAGAAGAGAACUGGAAGAUUAAUAAUGAUUAA
Messenger RNA from Ogataea philodendri, 405 nucleotides. RefSeq lists its product as uncharacterized. Bases 1 to 405 code for a protein of 134 amino acids. Lineage: Eukaryota; Fungi; Ascomycota; Pichiomycetes; Pichiales; Pichiaceae. The record is from RefSeq and is a predicted model, not a curated record. The transcript has a single exon.